Messenger RNA from Histoplasma mississippiense, 2316 nucleotides. RefSeq lists its product as hypothetical. Gene Ontology annotation, biological process: ubiquitin-dependent protein catabolic process; protein ubiquitination. The transcript has 5 exons. The record is from RefSeq and is a predicted model, not a curated record. The coding region runs from base 1 to 2316 and encodes 771 amino acids. Gene Ontology annotation, molecular function: ubiquitin protein ligase activity. Lineage: Eukaryota; Fungi; Ascomycota; Eurotiomycetes; Onygenales; Ajellomycetaceae.
AUGGCGCUGUCGGGGCUUUUCGGUGGUGGAGCGGGUCUUGGGCGGGAUGCGGCGGGUGCGGCAGGGGCUGCAACUGUUGCAGCCGGAGCGGACGCGGCGGCAGUGGCGGCAGAUGCGGCGGUUCCAUCAGGUUUUAGUCUCAGUCAUUGGCUCCAUACCAUGAGGAAAUUUGGUGGAUUCUUCAACUACUUGACCAGCCGAUGGUCCCUCGCGUGCUUUGCCGUGGCGCUUAUCCUGAACCGGGUAACUAUUUACGGCUCCACGAGGCGACAUCUUUCUCUAAGGUGGCACGUUCGAUUAGCUCUGAGAAUUGUUCCUAUAGUUCUAUUCGUUGGGCAAAUCAUUGCACUACUACAGGCUAUCCGUUGUCAAACGUCUCCAAAAUACCCGCAAAUACGAUAUGGGAAACCCGGAAAACUUUCCAACUUCGACUACGGAGGUCAGGAUGGUUUCUUGCAUUCCUUUUCAUCAUUUCUUUUAAACUGGCAAGAUGAUGAAGGUUCCUGCGAUGCUGUCCAUAUGAAACGACUUUCCGGAACCAACGACGUUCCUUAUGGCUCGUUUUCGCUUUUGUGGCCCGUGUUCCUUCGUUUAUGUCUCAACCAGUUUGUUGAAACACUAUCGUGUGCCUUGCAAGGACGUGGAGUUGCCACAGAGGCCGGGAUGUCUAUAUUUGAACACUCUCUAGCAUUCGCAGAAGCAGAAACUAUGAUAAGCCAGUCUAUCGGCCUAGGUCUGUUUGGCGCGUCCAAAUCUACCGGGCAAGCUUCCUCAAGCAACAGCACGAGUUUCCUGUCCACUACGCCGCUUCUUUCGCGGAGCCAAGUCCUGGACAGAUUUAAUGUCUUUCCAGAGCUUCUGUUGAUCGCUCUGAUAUCAUGUUGCAACUGUUUAUCUUCUAAUAUCCUCGAUGUUUUUGGCCGUCAGAGCCAAACCCGACUUAUCCAUACAACAUUUUGGGGUCUUUGUUUCAUGGCAUCUGUAUUUUCAGGAUUUUUUGAUAGUAUUCCCCUGGGUAACGACCUGGUUCUCAAGUUCCCCACUUUGGCGGCAUUUUCGGAUGGCUCCGAUGAAGCCUUUAACUUCGAUAUUCCUAAGGGGGAUACUGAAUGGGAGAGUGGGUACUCCCGGGAAAAGAAAAUUGAAAAGCAAAGGAAGGGAGCACGUUCAAUAGAGAAACGAAUAGCUUUUGGUGGGGUUGGGGCGUUUCAAGGGGCAAGCCGAUGCUAUAACGGUUUUACCUUUUUCCGAGGGAUUUUCAUUCUUUUAGUACGUUGGGCGGCUUUCGGGUGCCUCAGGAUCCUGGAUUUCAUGGGUAUUACGAGGAGACCUAGAUGGUUGACAAAGCUGGGUGAUGCUGGCCGCGAGCGAGAAAUUACAGGAACACCCCCCAACCGCCACUUGAUUGACUUUUGGAUUUUAACCGAUGAAGGGGAGUUGAAACUUCCGGAAGACUUCGAAUUCGACGUUGAAAAAGAAAUGAGGAAGAGGGAGCUGGCGAAUGUUUCCCAGUGGGGUGAAACAGAGGAAAGCCGUUUUGACAGGAAACUCUAUAUUUGGUGGAAGAUCGGGGGAUCGUGGGGCGAGCGAGACGAAAGUGGAGACUUCGAACCCUCUCGAGAUGAUCGGGAAGAUACCACAAGCGUUGUUUCAUCAAUGUCGUCAAAUACCGAACCGGAGUGGGAGGCAUAUGAAUCAGAUGGUUGUCCGAGCACCACGAGGAACGAACGAGACACCCAGUUAAAUUAUAGCUUAACGCCAAGCACUGAAUCUGAGGAAUCUCUCCUAGACAUGGGUUCUCUCGCCCGCCUCCUCGACCCAAGGGAUAGCGACGCCAGGCACGAAGCUCAAAUACUAGCCUCGCAUCUGAUGGCAGCCGAUAAAGGCAAAGUCAUGACCCGCAGCCGAUUUAGAAGCAAAAUGGAACGAGACCGCGCACGUGUUCUUACAUCAUCGCGAUAUAACAAAUUCCGCGCCCUGGGCAGUAGCUCAACCUCAAUCGGGUCGAACGAGAAGAGAAGGCCGACUUCCAAGGAAGAAGAAGAAAUUCUUGAAAAUCUCAUACUAUCACUCCGGUUGGGCCACGAGAACUCAGCCGAUACCUAUUUUCAAGAACCGCACCACCGACAACCGGAACCGGAGUCUUGGAAAACCGGUGCAUCAGGUCUUGGUGCCGAUGGGCCCCAAUGCGUUAUCUGUCAGGCUGCGCCCAGGUCAAUUAUCAGUAUACAGAAUUCAUACAUUCAUCGUGGCAUUUGUUUGCACCCUGCACAAGUCAUUUACGAUCGAUUCGGUCUUACAGCCUAUUCUGUAUAG